CAGAUGGAGGAGGAGGAGGAGGGAGAGAGAGUUACACGGAGUGAGUGGAAAAAGAAAAAGUCCGUGGAAAGAGAGGGAGAAAAGUGGAUCGGGCAUUUCUGCCUCCUCGUUUGUUUUGAUUCUGUCGGCUUCGCCUCGUGUUUCAGCUAGAAGGCUUGAAUAUGCAACUUCGCAGCGUAUAUAAAGUAAUCAGGAGUUCAGCGCGGACACGGUGCUCCUCCAUCGGCACGACGCGCUCCGAUAUCUGACCGAAAAAGAGCGAGUCUGUCCGGCCACAAGGCAGCGACGAGCGUCCUCCACGCUGGGGAGGAAAAACAGCACGAAAACUCCAAACAAACCGGGGGAGGACGAGUGAAGGGGCUGGAUUUGAGGAGGAAAAGUUUACAGAGGAGUUUUGUGCGCGAUCCCGAGCUCACCGAGAGGAAGAAGUUCAUUUCAUCUCUCUCUCUCUCUCUCUCUCUCUCUCUCUCUCUCUCUCGCUCUCUUUCUCAGUUAGCACGACUGCUAACGAAGCGGCUAGACUCUCCAGCAUGAAGACCCCGGGCGACACGGCACUAAAGUGUCUUGUUGCUAGGAGAUGGUGUGGGAGCCAGGGACACAACGCACGAGAGAGAGAAAAAGGGUUUGCCUUCCCAGACUGGGCCUACAAGCCGGAGUCGAGUCCUGGUUCCAGACAGAUCCAGCUCUGGCACUUCAUCCUGGAGCUGCUGCGGAAGGAGGAGUACCACGAUGUCAUCGCCUGGCAAGGGGAUUACGGCGAAUUCGUCAUCAAAGACCCGGACGAGGUGGCACGACUGUGGGGCGCCCGCAAGUGCAAGCCCCAGAUGAAUUAUGACAAGCUCAGCCGAGCGCUCAGAUACUACUACAACAAAAGGAUCUUGCACAAGACCAAAGGGAAGAGAUUCACUUACAAGUUUAACUUCAACAAGCUGGUGCUGGUCAACUAUCCGUUCAUUGACAUGGGCUCUGCAGGUCCUGGUGUUCCACAAAGUGCACCGCCUGUCCCAUCAGGGGUAAGCACUCAUUUCCGCUUCCCUCCAUCCACGCCAUCGGACAUCCUCUCUCCUAGCGAGGAACUGCGCAGUCCUGGUGUCUUCAGUGCUGUGCCUCGACGCAUAGCUCGUGGCUCCGUCUCCGACUGCAGCGAUGGCACCUCUACCAACUCGGAGCUUGAAGAAACUGGCAUAGCUCCCGGUGACGACCGCACGGCCGACCGUGCCUUCAGAAACCUGCUCCAUCCGCGCUUAUCCCACGAUUCCUUGUUCCGUGUCUACGGUGCACCGCCCAACCCGACUGGGCUCCACAGGAGUGGGCCCCAUGCGCCCCCACACAGGAUGCACCCUGAACCCUUGUCUCCAUUCCCAGUGUCCCCUCUCCCAGGCACUGGAGGCUUGCUGGCUCCUGCUCUUUCUCCAGCUCUCUCCAUGACCCCUACAUCUCACAUGCCCUACACACCUUCUCCAUCCCUGUCUCCCAUGCUGGGCUCCCACUUCUCGUUCAAUCCAGAAGACAUGAAGCGUUACCUGCAAGCUCACACUCAGAGUGUCUACAACUAUCAUCUGAGUCCCCGUGCGUUCUUGCACUAUCCCAACAUCAUCAUCCCCCAGCCCCAGCGUCCAGACAAGGGACUGGGAGCAUCAGCAGGUGUAGGUCCACACCUGUCAAGUCACCCUCUGCACCAUCAGGUUGAGGAGCCUCAUCUAUCUCCGUUCAAGUUCAAGUUACAGCCACCACCACUGGGUCGCAAACAGAGAGAAGGGCCAAACCCGGCCGGAGCAGGACAUGCUCCAAAUUCUGGAAGCGCUGCUGCUUCCUUCUCUUACAGCAGGGAGCCUGGUGCAGCCUCAAACUCCGCUUCAUCUGGAAUGAUGACUAACAACUCAACCCCAGCUGGUCCACCAAAGAUCAAGGUUGAGCCCAUCUCAGACAUGGAGUCAGAGGAAGAAGUCGAGGUCACCGACAUCAGCGAGGAGGAGCAUGAAGAUGACGAAUGUGAUGUCUUUUCCCCUCCUCACCCCAAUGGUGGCCUCGCCCCUCCACCCAACCACGAUCGCAUGACUGAUGAUGAUGAUCUCGAGGAAGACGUCUUCAAGACCCCAGCUGCACCUACCUCAGGGGUUGGGGUAAAUCUUUUAGGUCUUAAAGCAGAACCCCGAGAACUAAACCUGGGCCAGGGCGCUCCCAUUAGCCCCGGGGGCACACGCUGCAUCCCUCUGAAGCUGCGUUUUAAACGCCGCUGGAGUGAGGACCAGCGAAUGGAGGCGGGAACCGAAGAGGCUGAGGACAAGAAGAGCAGGGCAGAGAGGGAGGAACUUAACCAGGAGGUGGAGGCUAAACUGGGGGAGGAAAAUGGAGAGCGGAAGAGUCCGGAGACUUUGGCUGCACACCUGGGGACGGGCCAGAGGAGGGUGAGCUCUGAGCUGCAGCGAGCGACAGCACAGCUGUCUUUAGAAAAUGACCUUUGCUGAAGAAGACGUGGUCAGACACAUAAACUUACCAACACAGAGCUGUCCUCCUUAAGGGCUGAAGGCAACUGUUGCUCUCAGAAGUUACGUGAAGACCAUCCAUUCAGCAUGUUCGGAUGCCCAAACCAUCUUUUAAACUUCCGUACAUGCAGGUUCACUCACUUCAAAAUAUUGCAACACUAAAAAUUAUUAAUACUGACAUCUUUUUUUAUGCAUUUAAGUACCAACGCCCCUUUCCCAAGCUUAGCCAGAGCCCCUUGCUUACCGAACCCAUUCCUUUUUGUUUGCUGUGUAAGACUAACAUCACCCCACUAGUAUUCUUGGACACUUGGACACUUUUUUCCCCCUAAGAAGCUCUCCGUUAGGAUUUAGGGAUCAACCCAAUACAAUUUUUUGUAAAUCAAGAGAUUACAGAAGUGCCUAAACUGGACGUUGAUGCACCCCUGUAAAAUAUGGGUAAAGAUGAUCUUUUUUUUUUUUUUUUGUCUUGUCAUUCAUGCCCAUGAAAUUUAGUCACAUGGUCACAGGCAAGUGGACAUAGUCUUAUUUAAACAGACACUCUUGGAUGAAGUGAAAAAUGCAGGAAGGAUGCUGGCUCCAUCUAAAACUCAAUCAUAGUUCUCAGACUUUGCGAUUACAGAUGCUCUUUAAUUUUUUUGCAUACCAAGACUCAAGUCCCAGACUUUUUGCAGAACCAGCUUGCCUUUCUCUCUCAAACCAGGCUCUUCAUGACACUGCCUUCAGAACCAUUAACGCUAGCGUGCUAUCAGCCUUCACUGCCGGCUCCGGACACUGACUUUCCUAUCUGUUCAGCAAGCUCAGCCAGCUGACGGGACCACUCAACAACCUCUUUAACGUAUCUUAACACAUGUAUAUACAUUGGGGGAUUCGUUUUAUAUAUGUUAGUGCGUCUUCAUGACCACCAGCUGGAUGACAAGUUAUAGAUCACAUACGAUUAUUCCUCCACCAACUUUAUUUUUCUUUUUUAUAAUGCAGUUUUAACCCUGAGGGAACGUUGGGGCAACGUAUGAGAGGGCGCUUCAUGGUUUUAGCUUCGUAAUCAUCCCUAAAACCACUUAAACAAUCCUGUACACCCUGCUGUUUUGUAAAGGAUGCAAAUCUUCAUGGUUUGUUGGCGGUAAAUCUCAGGCAUACCACCCCACACCCCUUUCCUCCAUCCAACAGGUUGUCUCAGAACAUAAAGCCUUCAAAUAAACAAACAUUUGUGCCUUUUUACAGAAGUCUGACCGCCCAGUGCUUUUCAAUGGGUUGCUUUAUCGACACGUACCAACUCACACACAGGAGAGGCCUUAGAAACAUGACCUCAAACACUGCUUUUAUGCCUUGUUUAGUUUUGUACCUUAAAAGAAACUAUCCUAAAAAAAAAAGAUUUGCAUUUAGAGUCCAUAUAUUCUCACUUUAUUGCACGAUAGUCGUAUAUAUUUGAUAAAAGAACAAACGCUGGUUUUGAUACAAAUUAUAUUUCAGAAGGUAAAUCUAUAUGGUAACUCCGUUUAGUUUCAGGGCCCUACAGUGCUUUACUGUGAAAGAAAAGUGUUGUUAUAGACAAAGUUAAACAUAACUGACCAGUCGUUGAGAACCCUGAAUGGCACAGCUGUCCUUGGCCUUGUAAGGUCUACGUAUAGUUUUAACUCGACCCGUCGCAUCCGCGUUCUCCGUCGCAGUCUCUCUGCAGUGUUUUAGUUGUAGGAGGCUGUUCUUUAUCUACGAUGAUCAAGACUGAACAGGUAACACAUGCUAUUUGGCUUCGGCCAGCUCCAUUUGUAGCAAAAUGCAAGGACUUCGUAGUCAAUGACGUCCUCGAGAAAGGGACCUCACUUCACCGAACUGACAACUAGAAGAUGGACAUUCAGCCUCUUAGCCCUCAUCUAAGGAGGAAGUAUAGGACCUGACACACUUAACACUCAUUUUUCCCCAUCUUUUUACUUCUUUGGAGUUUGUUUGGCGGCCUUACACCGGUUCAGUAUCUGUAUUUUAACUGACAGCUGCCUUAUUUGUUAAAAAAUACUUUUUUGUUUUCCUUUUGCUCUCUAUUCAAUAUAAACAAUGCUGUUUUAUUAUACCUUUUUUGUUUAUAUUACCAUUUAUCAUUUUUUUAAUGUUGAUAUUAUUGCUGGUAUUUUGUUUGUACCCCUUACCUGGAUUUUAACCUGUCAAGAUGAACAUUUUAAUAAAGCGUAUUCCUCUAGCCUCUUUGAUACCAUGAUAUAAACAUGCUCUGGCUCUGUAUUAUUGCUGGUUUUUAAGUUGUUAUUAAGAAAACCAGGUGAAGAGGGAGGGUGACAUUAUGCUGUCACAUUUUAAUUUUAAUCUUUUUUUUUUUGGUUGUGUACAUAUAUAAAUAUAUAUUUUCCAUUUUGAGGGGAUGAUGUAAGAAAAAGACAAUUAUUUCUUUAUUGUGUUCAAGGUCUUUCUACUUUUGCUUCUUUCUUAAAGCUUUCCAUCUGUCUCUCAACGGUUAUGUAAUACUUUGUAAAGAGAGACAAAACUUGACGUUACAAGGAACCAUGUAUACUUUAGUUUCUCAUGUGGUUUCUUUUGCUCUUGUAAUUAAAAGUGUAAUCAGGGUUCAUUAAAACAGGUAAAAACGGA
This is a messenger RNA of Cyprinus carpio (common carp), 5078 nucleotides long. RefSeq names its product Ets2 repressor factor (gene erf). Gene Ontology annotation, molecular function: DNA-binding transcription factor activity, RNA polymerase II-specific; sequence-specific DNA binding. Gene Ontology annotation, biological process: regulation of transcription by RNA polymerase II; cell differentiation. Gene Ontology annotation, cellular component: nucleus. The record is from RefSeq and is a predicted model, not a curated record. Lineage: Eukaryota; Metazoa; Chordata; Actinopteri; Cypriniformes; Cyprinidae.